UGGAGUGGAAGUUUUUUGGUGGUUGUCCUUUUGGAAGUUUUGGUCUCGUGUGUCCCAUGCCGAACGUGGCAGUGUCUUUAUGUGGUACAUAAAAGUGCAUAAUUGGCCAUUUGUUGUGUACUUAAAGGAAAGGGGAAAGCAACAGCAGUAACAGAAGAAGCAGGAAAUCGCGGUUUAGUCUGGAUUCAACUUCUCUGCAAAAUGAGUCCCAAAAAGAAGAUGUCCAAAAAGGAGCGAGCUCGCCUGGAGGCCGAACAAGCCGAACAUCAGCGGAUGGAACUGGAACGGGAACGGCAGCGUAAGAUCGAGGAGGAAAAAAUGCGGAAAGUUCGCGAAAAGGAGGAAGCUGAGCGGAAACAGGUGCGAGAAAUAGUGGCCAACAAGUUGCGAAAAGUCCAACUGGAGGAUAGUUACAAAUAUUUUGCGUUAAUUAAAGAGGAGGUUAAACAUCUACAUGGCCAGCAGAAGAAAGACCGUGAGUGGGAGCAGUACAUGCGGUGCAAUGGCUUACCGAAUGCGUUUGAUCCUGCGGAUUUGAGAAAGUAUUUGCACAUCUGGUGUGAGGCCAUCCGGCUCUACAACGAACGCGAACAAAACUGGCUGCUGUGCACCAACGAGCAGAGCAUAUUGACGCAAGACGUUAACGUUGCCAACAUGUCGCGCGAGAGCCUGAAGCAACAGCAGCCGGAAAUAGGAAACGUGUACGCGGCCAAGACGAGGGAAGUCCUCGGCAUACUGGAGGAGAUAGACGACGCUCUGCACGAUACGGAUAUGACACAGACGAUGAUUGAUGACUUACACGAGAUGAAAACUGAAUUUCGCCGAGUGCUGGCCAACUAUAUCGACGAGUUCGCGUACAAAAUCCUGAGCAACAUUAACCGGGACAUGGCACUGACGGGGCUGCUGGAAGUAACGCACAAGUACGAGUCCGACGUAUUCAAAAUGCAGCUUUAUGGGCUCCGGGACAUGCCCACUCCCCAACUCAACCCCAAGGAGAAGGCCAAAGAGGACAGCAAACACACGGAUAUCGAUUUCCCGCUGCUGGGGUUUCAUCUGGUUCUACCAGCUGCCGUGAAGUGUCAUCAUUCAGCAAUAAGAGGUUUAUGGAUAAGCUACGACCAUUUCAGUGACUAUUGCCCCAGCUACGAUAUGCCCUACAGGCAGGAUUACCGUGCUGAUCUGCGUAUUAUUAGCCGAAUCGAGUGGAAAAAGCGGAAGGAGAUCCUGAAGGCGGUGUACGAGGAACCGCGGGAAAAACGGCCGGACGACUCCGAGGACGACGAACGGGCAACGCACGACAUCGACGUAGACAAAAUUUACACCGAGCACGCGGAUGAGCUGAUGAAGAAGGAACGCGCCAAAAAAGGAACCAAGGCACUGAAUCUGUUCGAGAACGACGUGAACAUGAGAAGCCAUCGCAUAAUUGCCGGUGUUUAUUGCAUCGAUUAUCUGGAGCAGCCGAUGCAGGAGGUUAAAAUUGCAAAAAAGUCGCUCCUUCGGACGGUUCCAGCGGGCCAGUUGACGAGGAAGAAAUUCUAUCAGCCAUCGACCUCCCCAACGCCCCAGCCGGGAGUGCGCCGGCUGCCGGAGGAAAUCGAAGCCGAAAUCAAACAAAUGGAGGAGAACCUCGACAAGCUGGCAUUGAUCACGUUACAGCUGCCGGAGAAUGUGUUUUGGUUCGAGCCACCAAUCGUGUGCCGCUGGGAGCGCAGAGAAGAGACUUUAGAAUCCGAGCCCAGUUUUUCCAAGUACUUAGACAAACAUAAACAUAUGGUGCAUGCAGCAAAGGAACGCAAAACCAAAUCGAUGCGCGACCGUAAGACAAAGUAUAUCGAAGAUUUCAACAUCCUCGACAUCCCGUCACACGUCCACCUCAGCUCCAUCGUUGCUGAUUUCGUGAUUCCCAAGCUUCCGGAAAACUAUGCAGUCAAAAUAGUACCACAGGAGGACAAGAAGAAGUCUCACUUUAUGGCUAGUGGCAAAAAGUCCCGUGAGAAAAAAAGGAAAAUCACCAAAACUCCUUCGAGUGCGGCACUGACUAACAUCGUUUACGAGACGAAAAUACCGUCCUAUCUUUUCCCACCGGGCUGUGGUAGCAAAAUACUGAAAAUAUGGAACAGACGAAAUAAAUUAAGCUACCCUUCCAUUCCGGAGGAGAGCGACGACCAGGCGGACUACGAUGACUCCGACAACGAUGCGGCCUCUGCUGGGAACGGAAAAUCUAGGAAAAAGCAAUACAUGUUCUCUAAAUUUAUGAAAGAUUUAGACGAGUUAAUUGAUGCGAAAACCCCAAAAUUUGAAUUUAAAAUUGAAGAAAUAGUUACGACCGUAUCCAAAGCCGAGCAGGGCAGACAAAGCGUGAUGAUUGUUCGUUCCGAGGAACGGACCCGGGAUCGUGAUCGGAAGGCAAAGGUCCAGAAGAGCAAGUUCGACUCGGACGAUGAGGAGGUGGACUACGGGGACAUCCAGGAGGUCGGAAACUAUGUUAUGGUGGACCGGGAGAAGGAGUACGUUGGCAAGUGGAGCACCAGGGACAUCCAUGAUGUGAAAUUCAACGAGGAUAAAUUAACAAUUCAGUUUCGGAUCGGGCGGCUGGGGGCGAUAGCGUUCGCCGCAAACCGAUACAGCAAUCUGCCAUAUCAGUCGUGGGAACUGAAGCCGGACCUCAAGAACCCCGGCUGUGUCGUGUUCUCCCUCACCGCAGCCGUCGUCAGUACGGAGAUCACCGUCAGUGAGCAGGGCUUCCGCGUCAACUCGCUGCAGGGUGGCCCGACGCAGGCCCUGCAGGAAAUUCUCGGCCAGGUGAUGCCGAUGCGGAAAAUGAUGAAACAAUUACGGCUGGCUGCCGUUGACCUCUUUCCCGAAGAUGACGCAUUCAACUAUUGCGAGGGCUCGUGCGAAAAGAACCCCAUCAUGGAGUCGCACCUUUACGACUGCAUGGGCCUGCUAGCGCUGACACAUAACUUUUCCUGGUCCAGAUGGAAUCUGCUGUCGGGCUGUCGGAUGUGCGUUCUGCUGAUGCGUGAAAUUAUCGAACACCGCCGGAUUCCGAUUCAUUCGACGCUGCUGGUGACCCCGCUGAAGGCUACAAUCGUCGAUUCAGUGGAAGUCUCGCCGGUUUUCAACAGCAAUCCCAUCGAUGGCAUGCAGCCUUACGCUGACCUGUACCAUCUAGGCCGCGAGCACUCGCAACCAUCGUCAAAAGUGAAGCAGGAAAACAUGAGCCCCAUCCUACGGGACAACGUCGUCCGGCUUCUGAAGGCAGUUCGUCCGCUAAGCUUUUCGUGAAUGAACGACGUGAAUGAAAUACAUUUUGUAACCCCUUAGCGUUCUACUACGAUCCGAUUCGUCCAAAAUGAUUUAAUUUAAAAUAGGAGGAAACAAAUCCAACUGUUUGUUCAUUGAAAUAACAAUUCCACAAUGGAACUAGUAAUUUGGAGUGGCGUACAUUCUUGCGUAGGAAAUGGACUCUUGUAUUCAGUUGUUAAUAUUUUAUCAGCAAAGAAAUUUCAACCAUUCUUAUCCAAGCUGACUAGACUCUAACAAGCGAGCACAGAAUGGUAAGAUUUGUGUACCGUUGCCAGGCAAACAGUAGUUAGAAGCGUUUAUUUGAUGAAUGGAAAAGUGGAAUGAGA
Messenger RNA from Armigeres subalbatus, 3635 nucleotides. RefSeq names its product dynein axonemal intermediate chain 7-like. Lineage: Eukaryota; Metazoa; Arthropoda; Insecta; Diptera; Culicidae. Gene Ontology annotation, molecular function: beta-tubulin binding; microtubule binding. The record is from RefSeq and is a predicted model, not a curated record.